This is a messenger RNA of Talaromyces rugulosus, 1521 nucleotides long. RefSeq lists its product as uncharacterized. Gene Ontology annotation, cellular component: mitochondrion. Lineage: Eukaryota; Fungi; Ascomycota; Eurotiomycetes; Eurotiales; Trichocomaceae. The record is from RefSeq and is a predicted model, not a curated record. The transcript has 3 exons. Bases 1 to 1521 code for a protein of 506 amino acids. Gene Ontology annotation, molecular function: protein-arginine omega-N symmetric methyltransferase activity.
AUGGAUUCUCCCGUCGUGACGCAUAUUUUCAGGCAGCUGUUCCGGCAUCCAGCCUGUCAGUCCACGCGAUCGACAUCGCUCCGGAGACUCAAUGCCACGGCGCAUGAUCGCUCGCUAUUGCAGCAACACCAACAACGGCGAUCGUUUCUGACCAAGAAAGGAAGCUAUUUGAAGAGCACCAGUACCAAUGACGGCACAAUGUGGACGAAGCGGGGAGAUUAUCCUCGAGAUAUCGACCAGCAACUGCGAACGUUUCCCCUGGUGACGGCGAAGGAUUUGCGCAAUCGUCGCGAACGACCGACACGGGUGAAAAUGCUGACAAGAGAGUUCAUCGAGGACAGUUUAUACAACCCCCAUUAUGGAUACUUUUCCAAGCACGCGACCAUCUUCCAUCCCGGCGAGCCAUUCGAUUUCAAUCGCAUCGAAGACGGGCCUAGCUUCCACCAGCUGCUAGGAGAUCGAUACACCGAAUUCGAAGACAAGCUCGACGAGACUAACCCCGAUAUUGCGCGGCAAUUGUGGCAUACCCCGACGGAGUUGUUUCGCCCCUACUACGGCGAAGCCAUUGCCCGGUAUCUCGUCACGAAUUAUAAACUGACUCUCUACCCGUACCACGACCUGACUAUUUACGAAAUGGGAGCAGGGAAUGGUACCCUGAUGUUGAAUAUUCUCGACUUCAUCCGUGACACCGACCCGGAGGUAUACCAGCGAACCAAAUUCAGAAUCAUCGAAAUUUCCUCAUCGCUGGCGAAUCUGCAGCUGAAGAACCUGCAAGACUCGCUCAACAAAGGCGGCCAUACAGGGCACGUCGAGAUUGUGAACAAAUCCAUCUUUGACUGGAACGAAUAUGUCCACUCGCCAUGCUUUUUCCUCGCAUUAGAAGUUUUCGACAACUUUGCGCACGAUGCGAUUCGGUAUGACUAUGAGACGGAAAUGCCACAGCAGGGAGGAGUCGUUAUCGACACCGAUGGCGAAUUUUUCGAGUACUUCAAUACAACCCUCGACCCUCUCGCAGCACGCUUCCUUCGGACUCGACAGAGUGCUGCUCGUCGGCCGUUUCCGAUGCCAUUGCCAUCGAAGCUGAACCGCAGCGUUCGUAGUUCGCUGCCGUUUGGAAGACGCGACUUCACAGAGCCAGAAUAUAUCCCCACUCGGCUGCUGCAAUUCUUCGACAUCUUGCGCGACUACUUCCCCGCCCAUCGCCUGCUGACCAGCGACUUUAGCAGUCUACCUGAUGCAGUCCCGGGAUUCAACGCGCCUGUCGUGCAGACACGGUAUCAGCGCCGUACUGUGCCCGUGUCGACUCCAUUUGUACACCAAGGCUACUUCGAUAUCUUCUUCCCCACUGACUUUGACGUGAUUGAAGAUGUCUACCGGGCCGUCACCGGCAAAUUAACAUUUGUGUCAAGCCAUCAAGACUUUAUGGAACGAUGGGCUUAUAUCGAGGACACGGAGACUCAGAGCGGCGAAAAUCCGUUGCUGACUUGGUACAAGAACGCAAAGGUUCUGGCCACCGUUUGA